This is a messenger RNA of Camelina sativa (false flax), 626 nucleotides long. RefSeq lists its product as uncharacterized. The record is from RefSeq and is a predicted model, not a curated record. Lineage: Eukaryota; Viridiplantae; Streptophyta; Magnoliopsida; Brassicales; Brassicaceae.
UGGUUAUAUAUAAAAUAAAAUCAUUAGAUGAGAAAAAAAGGAAAACAACCAGAGAAACCCUAAUCCCCAAUUCAGCGAUUCGAAUCGAGGAGCAAAGAUGAUGCGGAACAUGUUUGCUAAGAAGUAUUCUGGCAGAUGGACUCACUGUCGCGAUUUCACCACCUCGCUAUCCUCUUCCUCGACCUCCUCGAUCUUUGAACGUGUAUGGGACAAGCAGUCAACUGACUUUGUAGACAGAACAGCUCGCAGGGAGAAAUUGAAUAUAAUGAUGGAAGAGCAUGAAAAGUAUUUUGAUGCGGUGUUGGAUAGAUGUUACAGUCCCCGGCUCGUCGAUCCUAAACUUUAUCCCUCCCAGAACAACCAUGCCCGCGCCGCCAGCAAGACAAACUCUCAGGCAACCAUGCCCGCGCCGCAAGACGAACUCAGGCAACCAUGAUCUUGCCGCAUGAUCUAUAUAUCAGUAUCUUUUGUUUUCGUGUUUUGAGGAUAUAUAAACAUGUUUCAGUAUUACUUUCAACUAUCAUGCUUGGACCAAUCUUCUCUUUGUAUUUUGUCUCUUGUCGAAUUCCUCCUUUAUGUGUUGUGUUUCGUCUAAGAUUGCUGCAAAAUUUGUGCGAGUCUUUCCA